AUGUUUAGUGUCUUAUCAAAUUUACGUGACGCAAAUGAGGAAUUCUCUCGCCAACUUGAAAAGCUUAGAGCAAUCAGUCCAAAUUAUGCAACAGAAUCUCUAGAGACAUCUUUUAACUGGGAUGAACUAGCUGCUGACAUAAAGGAUGUCGAAGGAGAGUGGUAUCUCGUUGCUUUUCGAUCUAUCCGAAGAGCGGACGCUGAUAAUAAAUUAUUGUAUGAAGCUGAUGCUAAAGCCCACAAUGAAGCAAUACUUCAUGGAGGUUUGCUGAAGUAUUGGAUCGGUGAACUAAAUCAAUAUCGAGAAUGCCUCUCAUUUUGUAUUUGGACAAAUAGAGAUAUUUCAAUUAAAGCAACUCAAAAACAUCGUCAUACUGAUGCAAAGAGAUUGGCCGACACGAUGUAUGAAACCUAUAGCUUAGAAAGUUUUUUCGAACUCGAGUAA
Molecule: messenger RNA, 444 nt
Organism: Dentiscutata heterogama
Lineage: Eukaryota; Fungi; Glomeromycota; Glomeromycetes; Diversisporales; Gigasporaceae
Source: the annotation of a GenBank genome assembly